CGAACUUUCGUCACGACUUCAAAUAGUGCGGCACCUCCGCGAGAUCAGAAACGAACGCGGACGGCGCAGCACCUCUUAAAGAAGGGGAAUACUGCAAAGCUUUUUUGGGGAUUUAUUUCAGUUUCGGGUGAACUGAGCUCGACGCAACAACAGCGAACGCGAGGACUGGAUAGCAGUCUCAUGUUGUUGUUUUAAAUUGUGACAUUUGGGCUAAAACAAUCAACGCUAAAUGGGGAAAAUGGAAAAGGAUUAUUACAGCAUUUUGGGGAUUCAGAAGGGUGCAUCCGAGGACGAGAUCAAGAAAGCUUAUCGCAAACAAGCGCUCAAAUACCAUCCGGAUAAAAACAAAUCGCCUGGCGCCGAGGAAAAGUUCAAGGAGAUCGCGGAAGCGUACGACGUGUUGAGUGACCCGAAAAAGAAGGCCGUCUAUGACAAAUUUGGCGAAGAAGGACUCAAGGGAGGCAUUCCCGGAGGUGGUGGUAGUGGAGGAAAUUUCAACUACACAUUCCAAGGCGAUCCUCACGUAAUUUUCUCGGAAUUUUUUGGAGGGCGAAACCCUUUCGAACAGUUCUUUGGUCACAAUGGUGGCAUGGAUGAGGAAAUGGAAACAGACGACCCUUUUGCUAGUUUCGGGAUGGGUGGCAUGGGUGGUUUUCCUCGGUCCUUUAACAAGCGUGGCCACGGCGGGAGGCGGGAGAAAAGGCAGGACCCUCCGGUGAUCCACGACCUGAGGGUCAGUCUUGAGGAGGUCUUCACUGGCUGCACAAAGAAGAUGAAGAUCUCACGCAAGCGCCUGAACCCGGACGGAAGGACGACUCGCACGGAGGAGAAGCUUCUCACGGUGGAAGUCAAGAAAGGCUGGAAGGAAGGAACCAAGGUUACUUUCCCCAAAGAAGGUGAUGAGACACCAACAAAUAUCCCUGCAGAUGUCAUUUUUGUGGUGAAGGAUAAACCACAUCCAGUGUACAGACGAGAUGGAUCAGACAUCAUUUAUCCAACAAAAAUUACACUUAAAGAGGCUCUGUGUGGCUGCACUGUUAACGUUUUAAAGUUAGAUGGUCGCAAGGUCCCCAUAACAACUCAGGACAUUGUUUGUCCUGGGAUGAAACAGCGUGUCACUGGGGAGGGUCUUCCCCUUCCAAAAUCCCCUGAUCGACGUGGAGAUUUGAUUGUGGAAUAUGAGAUCAAGUUCCCUGAAAGGCUGAGUCAGAGUGCCAAGGACACGAUCACAAAAGUGUUGCCAGCGUCCUGAGCUGCGUAUACAACAAUACCACUUGAAAUUCUUUUUGUUGCUAUGCUGAGCCCUGAGCUGCUGACAUGAUUAUUUUGUAACGUACUGCCAACAAGAAACUAUCUGAACAAUACAGCUGGAUUAGGCUGGAUUUUUUGUCUGUGUGUGUACUGAACAUUUUGAACCCAUGUUUCUUACGUGUCUGGACCGACAGGAAGUCUGGUCUGUGUUUACAGAGCAACGUUUCUUUGUUAUUUUUACUGAUUGUUCUUUAAAGAAAGUUCCAAUGGAACUGUUUGGUUUCAUUAAAAGUGGUUUAUAAAUACUG
This is a messenger RNA of Triplophysa rosa, 1559 nucleotides long. It is a transcript of the gene dnajb1b, whose product is annotated as DnaJ heat shock protein family (Hsp40) member B1b. The transcript has 3 exons. Gene Ontology annotation, molecular function: transcription corepressor activity; Hsp70 protein binding. NCBI's taxonomy places the organism in Eukaryota, Metazoa, Chordata, Actinopteri, Cypriniformes, Nemacheilidae. The record is from RefSeq and is a predicted model, not a curated record. Gene Ontology annotation, cellular component: cytosol. Bases 230 to 1252 code for a protein of 340 amino acids.